Messenger RNA from Fusarium coffeatum, 3441 nucleotides. RefSeq lists its product as uncharacterized. NCBI's taxonomy places the organism in Eukaryota, Fungi, Ascomycota, Sordariomycetes, Hypocreales, Nectriaceae. Gene Ontology annotation, molecular function: metal ion binding; ATP binding; ATP-dependent chromatin remodeler activity. Gene Ontology annotation, cellular component: cytoplasm. The transcript has 4 exons. The coding region runs from base 1 to 3441 and encodes 1146 amino acids. The record is from RefSeq and is a predicted model, not a curated record.
AUGGCCGACCAAGCCGCCACUUCCAUGAGCUUGGAGGAAAUCCAAGAAGAGUUGACUGUACAAAAGGUCGUGCUCGAUUCUCUUGGUGAUGCCGACUACGAUGGAGCGGAGGAAAUGCGACAAGAUGCUCGUGAAGAGAUCAUUCGCCUGAAGAAACUCCUCCGAGACUUGAAGCAGAAAAAACAGACUAACUCAUCUGGGGAAGCUCUGCCAGGUAGCUCUGCGCCAGAAACUUCUCACCACGUCCAGUCUAGUUCAGCCGUUCAACAGCGUGGUAUACCAAAAUCCAUGGAUUCUGCUGCGAGACACAACCGCUUCUCGUUGCCAGAUCGGAAAAGGGGGGCUGACUCGGCUCGCCUCACUAUCCACGACAACCAGGCAAAGGUUCCUCGAAUCUCUCCCCUUUUUGAAGACGAAAUCGCUUCGGAUCCAGUGGCCAUUAACGACACAGAUCAUGGACCUAUCGACUUCAUUGACCUUACUGGGGAUGAUGACGAUAUAGGAUCUGAUUUUAUCGCAGAACAGAUCAAGGCUGAGCAGAGACAGAAACAGGAACAGGACGACCUUGCGUAUGCAACACAAAUUUCCAGCCAAGACUCACUUGGCCGGACGGCGGCAACACAGUCUCCUCAGAACAAUGCUUUCACACGCAUAAUGAGUACCCAACUUCCUCCGGCCGGUCCUCCUGUUGCUGAUGGAGAGAGUCCACCCCGUAUGCCAGGGGCUUACAAUGCACGAUGGGAUGACUCAUCUGAAGCAGGCCCAGCCUUCGGGUUCCCUCAGAGCCAACUGAACCCCCAGUACAUACCUUUACCAACUCCUUCAAAUCGCCAUGCUGUUAAGGAUGAGCCGGAAGUUAUCUUUGCAGGGUCGGUUGCUCGUGCUCCUCGUCCUACCGGGCGCGCUGAGCACUUGAUUCCUGGAAUGACUAUGGGCUACCCCGAUUUAACCAGACGCGGUGUCGUUCCUCAGCCUCCCGUGGUCGGUAGGUCCGGUCACUUGGCCAGGCCGCCUCCGUCAUAUGUGCCGGGGUCUUUUUCAAGCCCAUCUGCUUUGAGUGACAUUAUCGGGCGGACGAAUAGGUACGAUAUGACCCAUGGAGUAGAUGGUGGUGGAAAUCCAUUGCCUGCACAUGUCCGAGAAUGGUUGCAGGAUCCUGAUCACGAUCCAUAUGCCGCUCUUCUUCAAGGGCCUCAAUUGGACGCGCAAGAACUCGAAAACUUACUCUCAAAUAUCUCUUCCGACAUGGACCUUCCAAAGGCAGGCCUUGGAGAAGCCCCGGCUGGGUUAAAAAGACCAUUGUAUCCCCAUCAGGAUAUCGCCCUUGCCUGGAUGAAAAAGAUGGAGGCAGGAACAAACAAGGGUGGUAUUCUCGCCGACGACAUGGGAUUAGGAAAGACGAUUUCGACACUUGCCCUUCUUCUGGCACGUCCAGCUACGACACGACCCAAGACAAACUUGAUCGUUGCUCCUGUUGCCCUCAUCCGUCAGUGGGAAGAGGAGAUUGCCACCAAAACCAAAUCAUCUCACCGAUUGACGGUAUAUGUACACCACGGUAAAAGGACUACGAUAGACGAGCUACUCACAUACGAUGUGGUCUUGACUACUUACGGCUCACUCUCACACGAGCUCAAACGAUACGACAAGUUCAGGGAGCAAAAUCCCGAAGAAGACCAAAUCGACUGGAAUCACAGAACCCCCAAGCUUAGCUUUCCACUGUUGCAUCCGAAGGCUAAGUUUCACCGUGUGAUCUUAGAUGAGGCGCAAUGUAUCAAAAAUGAAAAGACGCAGGGUGCCAAAGCAUGUUCUCAGCUUAGAGCAAUUCAUCGAUGGUGUCUUACAGGAACGCCUAUGAUGAAUGGCGUUCUGGAACUUUACUCCUUAGUGAAGUUUCUCAAAAUCAAGCCUUAUUGUAAGUGGGAAGACUUUCGUCAGUCGUUCGGUCGGUUAUUCGGUCGCAACGGCGACCCAAAAAGUACCGCAAUGAGAAAAUUACAAGCAUUUCUCAAAGCUAUCAUGCUUCGUCGCAAGAAGAAUUCGCUACUUGACGGCAAACCGAUUCUAAGGCUGCCUGAAAAAACUGAAGAGAUCGUGUAUGCCAAGUUCUCUCCUGAAGAGCUGGACUUCUACACCCAAUUGGAAAAGCACGCCCAAGUGCUGGUAAGCAAGUAUAUUCGCGAGAGAUCCAUCAGCAAAAACUACUCCAAUAUCCUUGUCCUCCUGCUCCGUCUUCGCCAAGCUUGUUGCCAUCCACAUCUGAACCUCGACGUCGAUGACGCACCAUCUGCAGUCUCGGAUGAGGAGAAAACAAAAAUUGUUGAAAAGCUCGACGAAGCCAUUGUAGAAAGAAUCAAAGGUAUUGAGUCUUUCGAAUGUCCUAUCUGCUACGAUGCCGUUCAGUGCCCCAGUUUCUUUGUUCCUUGCGGACAUGAUAGUUGUGGGGAAUGUCUUGUGCGCAUUGCAGAGAGCGCUCAUGCAAACAACCUCCAGGAAGGAAACGAAAGCAGUCGGGCUAGGUGCCCCGUCUGUCGUGGCCAUUUUGACCCCACCAAGUGCUUUUCGUACGAUAUAUUUCGCCGGGUUCACAUGCCGGAAACUAUCGAGGAAGGAUCUAUCAAAGAGGAGGUUGCUGAAGAGAGCGACUCGGAAUCUGACUCGGAAUCUGACUCAGACAAUGAGUCGGAUGAUGACGUUGACCAAAAAGGAAACCUCAGAGACUUUAUCGUUAACGACGAGUUUUCCGAGGAUGAAGUACCAGUCAAAAAGAAGCGCAAAACAAAGGGAAAGGGGAAGGGCAAGGAAAAGGCACUGGACGUGAAACCCUCUAUGCUCAAGACCCUGCGCAAAGAAGCUUGCCGGAAUCGCGACGCGUACAAAAAGUAUAUGAGGUACUUGCGAAAGACCUGGGAACCUGCUUCCAAAGUGACAGAAUGCAUGAAACUCCUCAAACAAAUUGAGGAAACAGGGGAGAAGACCAUCAUAUUCUCUCAGUGGACUCUAUUGUUGGAUCUUUUGCAGGUAGCCAUGCGGCGAGAGAAUAUGCCAAAGCCCGAACGCUACGACGGGUCCAUGUCGGCAACCCAACGAAACAUUGCGGCUCACAACUUCCGCGACAAAAAAGAUGUCAAGGUUAUGCUGGUGUCUCUGAAAGCUGGCAACGCAGGCCUCAAUCUUACCGCUGCUUCUCGGGUCAUCAUCAUGGACCCUUUCUGGAAUCCCUACAUUGAAAUGCAAGCUGUCGACCGUGCAUAUCGAAUCGGCCAACAAAGGCCCGUCAAAGUGUACCGCAUACUGACAAACGAGACGGUCGAAGACCGUAUUGUUGACCUUCAAAACAAGAAGAAAGAAAUGGUCGAAGCGGCCCUGGACGAGAACCAAGGUGCACAGAUUGGACGACUGAGCGAAAACGAUCUCCGAAAUCUUUUCAACAUUCGCGACUAG